This is a messenger RNA of Carassius carassius (crucian carp), 2905 nucleotides long. Its product is annotated as synaptophysin-like. The transcript is spliced from 7 exons. Lineage: Eukaryota; Metazoa; Chordata; Actinopteri; Cypriniformes; Cyprinidae. The record is from RefSeq and is a predicted model, not a curated record. Gene Ontology annotation, cellular component: synaptic vesicle membrane; synaptic vesicle; presynaptic active zone. The coding region runs from base 114 to 998 and encodes 294 amino acids.
GCAACUGAAGCUGUUCUGUUGAUUUUCCCUCCCCCUCUGUGGGCUGUUCAUCUUCCAUCACUCGCCUCCCCCCGAUUAUAUCUGUAUCUCCUUCCUAAGAGCAGGCGACUAACAUGGAUAUUGUAAAUCAGUUGGUUGCCGGUGGGCAGUUCAGAGUGCUGAAAGUCCCAUUGGGCUUCAUCAAAGUCUUAGAAUGGGUGUUUGCCAUAUUUGCAUUCUCCACCUGUGGGAGCUACUCCGGCUCCUUCAAGAUGAGCGUGGAGUGCAGAUACAGAUCAGACAGUAACCUGAAAAUAAAUGUGGAGUUUGAGUAUCCCUUCAGGCUUCAUCAAGUGUAUUUUGAUGCCCCCACCUGCAAGAAUGGCCAAACUGAACGUUUCUUCCUGGUUGGGGAUUACUCAUCCUCUGCAGAGUUCUUUGUCACCAUAGGCGUUUUUGCAUUCCUGUAUUCCAUGGCAGCUCUCAGCGUCUAUGUCUUUGCCUUUGAGAAGUACCGUGAGAACAAUAAAGGACCACUGAUUGAUUUUGGUGUGACGUGUGUAUUCACCUUCAUGUGGCUGGUGAGCUCGGCAGCAUGGGCGAAGGGUUUGUCUGAUGUCAAGACAGCUACAGACCCAGAGGAGGUUCAACAACUUAUCCCCGCUUGUGAACAGGAAGGCAACCAAUGCCGUGAAGUUCACGACCCCGUCAUGUCUGGUCUUAAUACUUCUGUGGUCUUUGGCUUCCUCAACCUGAUUUUGUGGACAGGUAACCUGUGGUUUGUAUUCAAGGAGACUGGGAUCAUCGCACCAUUUAUGCGUCAGCAGCCUGCCCAGGAGAAGCAGCCCGCCCCUGAUUCCUUCGCCCAGGGAGGUUAUGAGCAGCGGGACCCAUACGCUGGCUCCCAGGGUGGCUACCAGCCCGAUUACAGCCAGCCAGGUUACAAUCAGGGUGGAGACUACGUUCAGGGCGGAUAUGAACAGCAGGGGGCACCCACCUCCUUUUCCAACCAGAUGUGAGCGCUGAAAUAUCUGAGGAAGCGGGAGAUGGCAGAAAGAAGUUGAUCAUGUGACUCUAGCAGUGUGGUGCCUGAACCCUACCCACAACCCCACACUUCUUCCUGUUUGUGCGUCUGUGCUUACGUCUGUGAAAGAUAAGAGGGGCGGACGGGAGGGAAGGGGACAGGGUCUAAUCUCAAAUCACAUAUAGAUGGAUGGGGGAUAGAGAGGAGGGAUUUUAAUGUGCUGUUUAUUAUUGUGAUGUAUACGAAUAAAAAAAAGUUUGAUCAGAUUUCAAAACACUUGAAUACUGUACCAAAAUAUGAAAAAGAAUAUGAAUAUGAAUGAAUUUUGAGUUAAUGAUGUUGACAAUAGUAAUGCUAAACUUGAGAGAAUGUAUUUAUCUGUGCUGUAUAGAUAUCAUUUUAUAUAUAUAUAUAUAUAUAUAUAUAUGUAUAUCCUAAAGAUAUGAAUGGGAUUAUUCCACUGUAGUCUAGUCAAAUUUAGAGACCCUAACCAAAAUAAUAAUUAUAUUAAUAAUAUGUGAAAAAAUUCACAAAGCCCAACAUAAUUUGUUCCUUGGAAAUUUUUACCUCUGGUUGGUCAUGGUUUGGUAGAGCUUGUUCCAUUUCUAUGUUGACGUCUUUGGUUUAGGAUUUUGUUGUUUUUAAUUUCUUCAUGGGUGGGAUGGAGUCGAUGGGGGGCGUCCAGGGCUACCAUGAGUAAAAUCAUUCCCAAACUCAUGGAGGGACAACAUUAUUUCAACCAGCAAGCAAAAUGGUCAAGUAUAUCUUAAAGCAUUUCGCACUUCCUGACUUAAAAUGUUGACUUUGUUUAGUUCUCUCUCUCAAAUCUUUGUCUUUUGAAAAGCACAUGCCUUCUCAGUGCAGAAAUAGCAUGGUUGUUUAUAACACAAUGCCUCUGAGUGUUGUGUUGAUGUAGUGUUGUUUAAGUUAGAGGAUGCUAAAAAGAGAUAUAUGAAUAUAUAUAUAUAAAGUACCUACACAUUCUUUAAUGGAUAUCAUGAACUGCUGUAGUGUGAACUUUCAAUGAUUUGCAUCAAAACAUCACCUGAAUUAUUAGAUUAUUUUUCAGAUUGAUCAAUCAUUCACAAUGCAGGUGAUAAAAGAUAUCUGGUGUAUAUGAUAGCUUGACCUCUCGGCCGGAAUCAAGGGGGUCAUUUAAAUGAACAAUGAAUUUCAUAUUUAUCUUUCGAACCGUGUUAAUGGCAGGUAACUGAUGCAAUAAAGUCUUUAAAGUUAUUGUUUUGUAUAAUAUUCAAACAGUUUAUAUUAAAGUCUAGCACUUUCAGAUGCAAGGAUGCUGAGUAAACAUCUUAUUAAUCUAGUAAAUGCACCAGAUUAGUUUUUGCCCUGAGUUGAUCAUCGUUUCAUUUAGGGCUGAUGCUUCAGACGUUGUUAUGGUGAGAUCCUUUAUAUUAUUGCAUGAUCAGAUGCUCAUAAUGCAAGCUACCCAGACUUAUAACUAUCUAAUAUUUUUCAGACUCUUUCAUUUGCCUGCGACUUUGAGGAAAACCAGGUUUUGCUUUUGGGUAGAAGGCCGGUGGCCUACUAAAUGUAUUAGCGUGUCUCUCCCUCCCUCUCUCCCUCAUUCUUUCUCUCUUUCUCUUCCUCAUUCUCUGCACUGGCCCACUCUUCUCUUCCUCCAAAUGAAUAUGCUACUCAACUUCUCCGUUGUUACUGGUGUUUGAUAUGUCUUGUGAAACUCUCGAUGCCUUUGGGUUGUGCUGUAUUUAAUGUGUAUGAUAUAUUCUUAGCGUUUAUGAAGAUAUUGAUGAAAAUGGCCAUGCUGAAAAUGACCAUGCUGAAAACUCAAUCAGCAAAAUUAUCCAGAAAUUCCGUUUUAUUGUUCUAUGGAAUCCAUGAAUGAAAAAUUCAAUAAAGAAUAAGUUAUCCUGUUGAAAGAAA